CGCAUAUUGCUUUAUGACUUAAGUAUUAAUAGAAAAUUGUUUAAUCUUACAGCUUGAAGCUUUAUUGAAUUAUUUUUGUAAAAUGUGAAAUAUAAAAGGACUCAUAGCGCAACAAUAAAAUAUCAAACUAAGUUUUAAUCAUGAUUUAAAGAACUUUCAGCCAGGAAUGUAUUUAUGUCCACUUUCAGUUGUGAAUGUUAAUAUUGCAUUAAUUAAAUUAUAACAACGUUAAAAAAAGUUUCAAAGUUUCCUUUAUUCAUUGUGCAAGCAUUAAAAUGGAGCCAAAGAAAAUAUCAUUCGGCUUUAUGAAAACUAAAAAGCAAGAUAAGCCUGUUGUAGCUGAGAAGAAAGACUACAUUGAAUGUGUGGAAGAGAAGUCUAUUAAAGUUGUUGGGGGAGAAAUUGAAGAAAGAGCACCUUUAGUAAUACAGAUGAAACCAAACACACUUAUAACUGCAGAAAGGCUUAAGCAAAUUGCAGCAAAAGUUGAAAACUUUGAAGAUGAGAAUCCAGCAAUAGACAACACUCAGACUAAAAAACCUGAAAAUGAGACUCUAGAAGAAAUGGCUGCUCGAGAGCUCUUAGAAGAAGCAAGGAAGAUAGAAGUGGUUGAUGCUUCAAAGUUGGUUGUACCAAUACCAGCCCAGCCAGUUCUUGAAGGUAAAAAGGAAUCAACAUUGGAUGAUUAUGAAUCUAUACCAAUUCAAGACUUUGGUAUGGCAAUGCUUCGUGGUAUGGGCUGGACACCAGGAAAAGAAUUGUCAAAGUAUAAACUACCCCAACUCCGUCCCAAAGGCCUUGGUUUAGGAGCAGAUAAAGUUGUUAAAGAAAAUCAAAAGAAAUCAACUAGAGAAAAUGAUGACGACCUUGCAAUAAUAAAGAAAGCCUUUGUUAAAAUAACAAUGGGGAAAUAUGCCGGCUUUUAUGGACAGGUAGUGAGUUUAGAUGAAGAAAAUGGCCGUGCAAUGGUGGAUAUUCCAAUUAAGAAGGAAACUGUCAGUCUCAGCGAAUUUAUGAUGCAACCCGUCUCCAAGUCAGAGUAUGACAAACAGUCAAAAGUCAUUAAUGCUGACUCUUAUGAGGAAUAUAAAAAAAAGGAAAACAAUCAAAAUUCCCGCAAAAAUAUUGAAAAAGUAAGUGAUAGAAAACAUGAUAAAGAAGAAUCAAAUGGAAGUAGAGAUAGAACAAAAUCUUCAAAAAAGUACAGUAGUAAUGAAGACUCUUUAGAGUAUGAUAGGGCUAAAAGAGAAAGUCCUAGCCAUGCCAAAAAUGAAAUAGGCAAAACUUCAAAAGAAAGAAGAGAAAGAUAUCACGAUGAAGAGAAAAGAAAAAAGACAUCUAGAAAAUACAGUAGUAGUGAAUCUCUUCACUCUUCAGAAUCUGAUAAAGGAAGAGGAAUCCCUAGCAGCGGGUAUAAAUAUAGAAAAGAAAGAGAAAUCAAAAACUCAAAGGAAAGGAGAAAUAAAGAUAUAGAUAAAAGAAAUAAGUCAAAAUACAGCAGUAAUGAAUCACUGAAUACUUCUGAAUCAGACUACAAAGGCAGGAGUUCCAGUAGUGAACCAAGGAGACCUAAAAAAAGUAGCAAGACUUCAAAAGAAAAGAAAGAUAUAGAUAAGAAAAGGAAAGGUAAAAAGAAGAAAAGAGAUAGAGAUAGAUCACCAAAUUAUAAAAAAUGUAGAAAGUAAGAUUUAA
Messenger RNA from Pieris rapae (cabbage white), 1692 nucleotides. RefSeq names its product G-patch domain and KOW motifs-containing protein. The transcript has 6 exons. The record is from RefSeq and is a predicted model, not a curated record. Gene Ontology annotation, biological process: mRNA splicing, via spliceosome. The coding region runs from base 276 to 1685 and encodes 469 amino acids. Lineage: Eukaryota; Metazoa; Arthropoda; Insecta; Lepidoptera; Pieridae. Gene Ontology annotation, cellular component: spliceosomal complex.